Messenger RNA from Tripterygium wilfordii, 1329 nucleotides. RefSeq names its product transcription repressor MYB5-like. The record is from RefSeq and is a predicted model, not a curated record. The coding region runs from base 111 to 1055 and encodes 314 amino acids. The transcript is spliced from 2 exons. NCBI's taxonomy places the organism in Eukaryota, Viridiplantae, Streptophyta, Magnoliopsida, Celastrales, Celastraceae.
CCACAUUUGUCGACUUUCUUUCUUCCAAAAUCCCUCUCCCUUUCACCAUCAUCUCCCCCUUUGAUCAUUUCCUUCUAUAGAAUCAUCACAAAGAGAAACAAACAAACAAAAUGAGGAAUCCAAGUUCAUCAGGAGCUCCGGCAGGAAGGCCCACGCCAUGUUGUAGCAAAGUGGGGAUAAAGAGAGGACCAUGGACACCUGAAGAAGAUGAACUCUUGGCCAAGUACGUCAAGAGAGAAGGCGAAGGCCGGUGGCGCACACUGCCCAAGAAAGCAGGCUUGGUUCGCUGCGGGAAGAGCUGUCGCCUCCGCUGGAUGAAUUAUCUUCGACCCUCUGUUAAGCAUGGACGCAUCAAUCCUGAUGAGGAAGAUCUCAUCCUUCGCCUCCAUAGAUUGCUCGGCAACAGGUGGUCUUUGAUAGCUGGCAGGAUACCGGGGCGCACCGACAAUGAAAUCAAGAACUAUUGGAAUACCCAUCUUAGUAAGAAGCUCAUUAGCCAAGGAUUAGAUCCUAGAACCCACAAGCCAUUAAACCCUAAUUAUAACAAUCCCAGUACCUCUCAAAUCCAAAACCCUAAUCCUAGCUUAUCUGAAUUUGGGGAAACAAGUGGCAGCACUAUUAAGCAAGCCAAACCUACCACAAGCAGUGAGUAUAUCCCAGCCACUAACCAUGAUGAUGAUGAGAAUAAGGUUGUCAAUGGUGCUACUAAUGAGGUUAAUUGGCAUAGUUUUGAUGGAUUUGUGAUGGGAUCUCAAGGCCAUAUACAAGGGUACAACAAUAAAGAAGAAGAAGAAGACUAUUUGAUGGGGAAUUACUGCUUCAAUUAUGAGGAUACUAGAUUUUCUUCAUUAUUUAUGGACUCCAUGAUGGAUGAAAAUGGGUUUGGAAAUAUGGUUGCACCCACAUCCUUUGAUCCUACUCUCCAUUCAUCUUCACAAGCCUUCAAUGUUCAUGAUAAUGGCACAAUUUGGGGAGAUCAAGUGUUGUCCACAAUAGGAGCCUUAGUUGAUCAUGAAGGAAGUAAUAAUAUUCUUAAGGAUCAUUAUCAUCCUUGAUCAUGCAUGGAGAAGCACAAAGAGGAGAAGAAGAAGAAGGGUUUGAUUUUAUUCUUGUGUUUUUUUUGGAAGUUUUAAUAUCCAAAAAAAUAAGUAAAGGGUUGGUAUGUUUUUAAAAUUAUUUCUGUGUGUGUAGAUAUUAUUCAUGAUGAAACCAUAUAGAUAUGUAGUAUUGAGUGAUAAAUGAUUUCUGUCAAUUAUUGUAUUGUGUAAUAUAUCCUUUAAUUAAUUUGUUACUUAAACUGUAUUUCUAUAAUUCAUGCAUUUAUAAUUA